Messenger RNA from Zasmidium cellare ATCC 36951, 561 nucleotides. RefSeq lists its product as uncharacterized. The record is from RefSeq and is a predicted model, not a curated record. The coding region runs from base 1 to 561 and encodes 186 amino acids. NCBI's taxonomy places the organism in Eukaryota, Fungi, Ascomycota, Dothideomycetes, Mycosphaerellales, Mycosphaerellaceae. The transcript is spliced from 3 exons.
AUGCGUUUCCUGAGCAACCUCCCGCUGUUAGCUUUUGCGUGCUGCACGACAACCAUCUUCGCUGCUGGAACGCCAGAGGCACCAUGUCUAAACCAUCCCGAGGCUGCCAACAUUGCCUUGCGUUGGUUCUCCAUCUUCCAAACUGAUUCCACUGGCAAGGGCACCGGUGCCGCUCUCGUCAAUAAUACGCUCGCGAGCAACUUCAGCUACACCGACGAGGGCGCCACAUUCGGUGACCCAACGCCCCUAUAUAGUAAUCGCUCCGCCGUAUACGACUCGGUAUCUGGGAGCGGAUACAGUGGCGCAUUGGUGACAGACGUACAGUACUUGGUGCUGUACGUCUUUUCCAAUUGCGACGUCAUUGGUGCGAGAUGGCAGAGUGAUUCUCUAAGUGCCAACGCGACGAAUCUGACUGUGCCCGUCGGGACUAAGAUUAAGUAUCUGGGGACGGACUACUUGCAAGUGGAUCUUGCUUCGAGGUUGAUCUAUAAUGCCACGUCGUCGUCGGAUCUGUUGAACUACUACAUGCAGCUGGGCGACAAUGUUCUAGCUUCCAGCUAG